This is a messenger RNA of Durusdinium trenchii, 2851 nucleotides long. The record is from the annotation of a GenBank genome assembly. Lineage: Eukaryota; Dinophyceae; Suessiales; Symbiodiniaceae.
AAUUUAAUGUAAUGUAAUGUAAUGUAAUGUAACGUAUGUAUGUAUGUAUGAACGAACGAACGAACGAACGAAGGAAGGAAGGAAGGAAGGAAUUAAAUCCUUCAUUUUGCGCUUGUUGCCUGUUUUCAUGAUUUGUUCUUCCUUACUUGUUCCUAUUGCUUUCUUACCAAUCAUGUCUCACCCUUCUCAAGUUGCAAAACUUAUUCUCGUACUCCAAAAGCUGGAUUGACGUGCGUGAAUGCUAACGUCAGGUACUGGCUCUGGCCGUGGGCGCCCGCACACAGGAUCAGUCCUGUCGCACGCCACAACACCUUCCUGGCGGUCACGAUCCAAGCAGGUUGUGGAGGUGGAAGGCAGAGAAGAUGUCGCAGAUGGAAAGGCAGAUUUGCCAAGGCGCAGAUCGCCCUUGCUGGAGAAGCGCUGGACGGCGGUGGAGAACCAACGAAUGGCUCCCAGGAGCGAACUCGAUCGACUGGAGCACAUCGAUCCUGAUGUCGAUGAGGCGAAUGCCAUGCUCGUGGAGUCCUUCUUGAAUGUCAAGCGGUCUUUGGGCGCGGAGAUGAAUGAGGCCACCUCGCAGUGUUCGCAGACCAUCCCAUCUGCGUCCAGCUACUUCAUCUCCAAGCCGCAUGGCACCACACCUCGUGCAGGCCAAGGCAACCAAGGGGGCUUGCAGCAGGCAGGCUACCAGGAUCCUGCGGCUCUGGAGCGCCUGGCAGAGGCUCAGCAGCUGCUGUGCGCGCGUGCUGUGAGUGAAGAGGACUGUCAGCAUGCUGUCGACCUGCUGCUGGAGCUGGCACGGCCUGUGGAGGAGGAUGGCUUUGGCUACAGCCCAGCGCUGUUGACCUUGGCCUCUCUCUAUGAGUCGGGCUACGAGCCAGCCAUCCAGCAGGAUGCUGUGCAAGCUGCUAGGUACUACAUCUCCUUGCUUGAAGUUCAGAUCACAUCCCCCAGCCUCAGCCGUGAUUUGCUGGAAGAGGCUGCGACGCACCUCUGCAGCUUAGCCAAGGAUCCAUCCUGCAACUUGCCGGACAACGAGGUCCGCCGUUUGGAAGCUCUGGCGGCUGAGGAUGGGCAGCCCAGCAGCGCCUGGUUGACCUUUGCCGCUGCGGAGGCGCGGCGCAGGUGGACCGAGGCCAAUGAAGACCCUGAGGUGCGGAAGCGGCGGCAGCAACGGGAAGCGCAAAAGGCUGAGCAGCGGCAGCGGAUGUUGACCGAGCAGCGGCAGAGGGCGCAACAGGCGCUGAGCGAAGCAGAGGAAUUAAGGCUGCAAGGCAAUGAUGUGUGCCGUCAGGGUCAGCUGCCGGGCAACGCUGCAGCACAGCAGCUUCUGUUGCAGGCAGUCGCACUUUACGACCAGGCAGUGGAGGUGCUUUCAAGGUGCUUAGAGCAAUCGCUCCCUGCAGAGGAGUCUUCAGAGCUCCGCAAGCAACGGGCCUUGCUCCGCUCCAACUCUGCUCAGGUGGAGUUGUCAGCUGAACGCUGGGCUCAAGCAGCGAAGCUGGCGGAGCUGUCCCUGAAGGACGAACCCACCUCGGUGAAGACCCGUUACCGCCUGGCCAAAGCACAGCUGGGUCAAGGCGAAUGGGCCGCUGCCGCGGAAACCGUGGACCAAGCACUGCUGGCGCUCAAAGGACAAGCUGCCAGUGAGCGCGAAGCCUUCACAGUGGAACUGUGGAAGCUGGCGGAGGAAGUCACUGCAAAGCUGCCAGACUGGCGUUGGUCUGCCUCCAAACCGGAGAAGAGAACGGCCCAGGAUGACUACGAGAAGCGAAUCGUGGGCUGGUGGGAGUAUCCGGGGAGCAGCUUUGAAAUCCGUUUGGAGCCUUGGGGUGCUCUGGUCUUCCAUGAGGACACCGUGAAAAUUGAGCUGAUGAAGAAGGGCAAGUUGAGGUGGCGAGGUGAAGUAGAGCUGAUCUCCGGCAUGGUACUGAACCUAUCCUUCGAACCUGGGAGUGAUGUCUUGGUUUUAGAAUUCAUCCCACCACCGGAAAUGCCCGAGAAAGAUCAAUGGAGUGGUCCGAAGAGGUUCACCGCAAAGCGCAAGGCAGUGUCAAAACAGGAGGCUGCAGACCAGCAGGAGCAACUUCCAACACCAGAGCUGGCGCCCGAACCGGCGCCGGAGCCGGCACCGGGCCACGAUGAGGCUGUGCUGUCACAGGUCGAUGAGUCGAAGGAAGAGGAUGUGGCGGCCAUCUUGGCUGCAGCCCCGAAAGAGGUCUGCUUGGGCGGCUACCCUAGCGUGGCUGGCCAUUACAUCCUGCAACCAGAGCCAAAGAAUGGACGUCCUGUAUAUUGCCGUUCUGAUGGUCCUCAGGGCGAUCAAUUCCUUUGGUUUAGAGGUGGAAACUGGGGCGUCACAGACUCGCUCAAGGCAUCGGCUCUGGCUGCUCCUUGGCAGGUUCGCUGUGCUGACGCGGCCUUGCAGCCAUUGCAGCUUCGGCGGCGGUCCAAAUGGUAUGCGCGCUCAGGGAAGAACCAGGAGGAGCUUGUUCCACACCUUGCUGUUUCUUUGGUGUUAGAGCCAGAGCCUUCCAUGGAUCCUGCUGAGACUUCCAAAGAUCAAGGCACCACUUCAGCUAACAAUCUGCCAUCAUGGGUGGCCGAGACUGCUGUGGAUGUGGAAGACAAAGAGCUUCGAGUCAAUGUGGUCUUUCCGCCUGACCUCUCUGUAAGCCUGGCAUCCUUGGACAUGUCCGCCUCAGAGGGCAGUCUUUGUUUGGAGUUGCGCCAUAGCGGCUCUUUGGAGAUCCCUCUACCUGUGAAGCUCUCGGAGGAACAGCGAGAGGCCCCAAAGGCCAAGUGGUCCGAAAAGACGCGGACCCUGAAAGUGCGCUUCGUGCUUGACUGA